AUGCCGAAAGGAAAGAAAGCCAAGGGGAAGAAGGUGGUUCCGGCCCCUGCUGGAAUGAAGAAACAGGAGGCCAAGAAAGUGGUGAAUCCCCUGUUUGAGAAAAGGCCUGAGAAUUUUGGCAUUGGACAGGACAUCCAGCCUAAAAGAGACCUCACCCACUUUGUGAAAUGGCCCCGCUAUAUCAGGUUGCAGCGGCAGAGAGCCAUCCUCUAUAAGCGGCUGAAAGUGCCUCCUGUGAUUAACCAGUUUACCCAGGCCCUGGACUGCCAAACAGCUACUCAGCUGCUUAAGCUGGCCCACGAGUACAGACCAGAUCCAAAGCAAGAGAAGAAGCAGAGGCUGUUGGCCUGGGCCGAGAAGAAAACUGCUGGCAAAGGGGACAUCCCCACUAAGAGACCACAUGUCCUUCGAGCAGGAAUUAACACCGUCACCACCUUGGUGGAGAACAAGAAAGCUCAGCUAGUGGUGAUAGCACACAACGUGGAUCCCAUCGGGCUGGUUAUCUUCUUGCCUGCCCUGUGUCAUAAAAUGGGGGUCCCUUACUGCAUUAUCAAGGGGAAGGCAAGACUGGGCCGUCUAGUCCACAGGAAGACCUGCACCACUGUCGCCCUCACACAGGUGCACUUGGAAGAUAAAGGCGCUUUAGCUAAGCUGGUGGAAGCUAUCAGGACCAAUUACAAUGACAGAUAUGAUGAGAUCCGCCGUCACUGGGGCAGCAAUGUCCUGGGUCCCAAGUCUGUGGCUCUUAUCGCCAAGCUUGAAAAGGCAAAGGCUAAAUAA
Messenger RNA from Gorilla gorilla gorilla (western lowland gorilla), 780 nucleotides. RefSeq names its product large ribosomal subunit protein eL8-like. NCBI's taxonomy places the organism in Eukaryota, Metazoa, Chordata, Mammalia, Primates, Hominidae. Bases 1 to 780 code for a protein of 259 amino acids. Gene Ontology annotation, cellular component: ribonucleoprotein complex. The record is from RefSeq and is a predicted model, not a curated record. Gene Ontology annotation, biological process: ribosome biogenesis. The transcript has a single exon. Gene Ontology annotation, molecular function: RNA binding.